Messenger RNA from Abrus precatorius (Indian licorice), 1770 nucleotides. RefSeq names its product serine/arginine-rich splicing factor SR45. The transcript has 12 exons. Gene Ontology annotation, molecular function: RNA binding. Bases 97 to 1356 code for a protein of 419 amino acids. NCBI's taxonomy places the organism in Eukaryota, Viridiplantae, Streptophyta, Magnoliopsida, Fabales, Fabaceae. The record is from RefSeq and is a predicted model, not a curated record. Gene Ontology annotation, cellular component: nucleoplasm; cytoplasm; ASAP complex. Gene Ontology annotation, biological process: mRNA splicing, via spliceosome.
AUCUGUUUUAUCUUGGAUUCCUUUCACUGCCGAACUAGCUUUGUUUGUGGAGGUAGCUAGGGUUUAUCGAGGGUUUCAUUCGCUCUCUCUGCAACAAUGGCGAAACCUGGCCGAGUUCGUCGCUCACCGUCGGGUUCCGUCUCCGGCUCUUCCUCUCGCUCCUCUUCCCCCUCCGAUUCUCGCUCCUCCUCUCGCUCUCGUUCGCUCUCUCGCUCUCGUUCGCCCUCGCGCUCCAGAUCUUUCUCUUCCUCCUCCUCCUCUCCAUCUCGCAGUUCUCGCAGCCGUAGCCACAGCCGGAGCCCUCCUCCUCAGAGGCGGAAAAGUCCUGCCGAACCAGCUAGGCGAGGUCGAUCUCCUCCACCUCCGUCUAAAAGAACUUCUCCUCCGCCAAGGAAACCUUCACCUGUACGGGAAUCACUUGUUCUUCAUGUUGAAAAGCUCAGUAGAAAUGUCAAUGAAGGGCAUUUGAAAGAAAUUUUCAGUAACUUUGGUGAGGUUGUAAGUGUGGAGUUGGCCAUGGAUCGGACUGUUAAUCUACCAAAAGGAUAUGGAUAUGUGCAAUUCAAGACCAGAGGGGAUGCUGAAAAAGCAUUAUUGUACAUGGAUGGUGCCCAAAUAGAUGGCAAUGUCAUCAAGGCAAGAUUUACUCUACCUCCAAGACAAAGAGUUUCACCACCUCCAAAGCCUUCUGCUGUUGCUCCAAAAAGAGAUGCCCCCAGGGCUGAUAAUGCUAAUGUGGAUGUUGAAAAGGAUGGACCGAAGCGUCAAAGAGAAUCUCCUCGGAGAAAACCUCCUCCUUCACCACGGAGGAGAUCUCCUGUGCCUCGAAGAGCUGGAUCUCCAAGACGACCAGACUCUCCGCGCCGUCGUGCAGAUUCUCCUCUCCGUCGUCGGUUAGACUCUCCUUAUCGUCGUGGAGACACCCCUCCUAGGAGGCGACCUGUGUCUCCUGGAAGAGGUCGUUCUCCAUCUCCACCAAGACGCCUUAGAUCCCCUGCAAGGGUUUCACCUAGAAGGAUGCGUGGAAGCCCAGGUCGGAGACGAUCACCUCCUCCUCCUCCAAGGCGCCGUUCACCACCUAGACGGGCUCGUAGUCCUCCUAGAAGAUCUCCAAUUGGUCGUAGACGUAGUCGCUCUCCCAUUCGAAGGGGACCACGCUCACGCUCACGGUCAUUCUCACCUCGCAGAGGUCGACCUCCUGUGAGACGUGGAAGGUCAUCAUCCUACUCUGAUUCACCAAGUCCACGCAAGGUAUCAAGAAGAUCAAAGAGUCGCAGUCCAAGAAGGCCUUUGAGAGGAAGGGGCAGUAGCAACAGCAGCAGCAGCAGUUCACCACCCCCAGCACGCAAACCAUAGAUAAUUCCUGUACAUCUUUUGUCUCUUUCUGUUGAUGUAUUUAUCAAGAUUCUGUACCAACUAUGAAUUGUUCUAGGGGUAAUAUGCUUGGGGAUAUGUGUUACUUUUCAUUGUUGUCUAUUCUAACACAUUCUCUUAUUAGCACUUAAAAAUAGUUUUCGAAACUUGCCGUUCUAUUCAAUUUCGUUUGGGUUCAACUUUUAGCUUUUUGUUAUUUUGCCAGAUUUAUUGUAUUCGGAACAGUUGGAAUUCCUAGUCAGUGGAUUUCUAUCCAAUUGAUUAGUUUCUUUAGAUAUUUGCGUAUGCGGGAAAAGUAGAUAUUUUGUUGUGUAAGUUUCUUGGAAUUGCCACGAAAUGCAGAACUGAGGUAAGCUUUAUUAAUCUGGCUACAGUGAUGAUACGAGAAAAUUCAUU